AUGGAGGAGGGCUUGGAGAACGCUCCCCGGCGGAAGAGAGUCUCCAGAGCUUGCGAUCGCUGUCGCAGUAAGAAGGACAAAUGUGACGGUAUUCGUCCCACCUGUUCCGCGUGCCAGGCAUCCGGCCUGGCCUGCUGCUACGACCCCCAUGCGAAGAAGAGAGGUCUCCCCGAGGGCUAUGUCCGCGGACUCGAGAAACUGUGGGCUCUUUCAAUAUGUAACAUCGAGGGCUUCGAGGAAACCAUGAUGGCGAUGCUGGGGUCAACUGCGGAAUCGGCUGAGCGCCGCGAGAAAGUCAUGGCAGUUUGGGCGGAUGAAAAUUCCUCAGAGAGCUUGCAUGAAACAUGGAAAUCAAGCCGCCUUUUGGGGGCUCUAGAGAAGAUGCUGUCAAACCCGGAGACUAGUUCGUUCGCAGCCGGAAAGCGAGCGAGGAACCCUCAAGAUAAGUACCUGGACUGCGCGACGGGAAACUGGGGGUUCCGAGUGGGAAAGCAGACCUCUCCACUGGGACCCGAUGCGCCAAGGAUCGUCACUGGCCUUGCAGAGCCCUCCGGGGUGAAACGGCCUCGAAUGGCCCAAACCGCAGAGAGCCGCGGCUCUAUGCAAACGAGCGAUGGAUUCCAUGCCCUCCAACUACCGCCGCAGAGUUCUCAACUGCUUGACCUCUACUUUGCCGCCACUCACUCAUGGUUUCCCAUUAUAGCCAAGCAUAAUAUCCUGCGUGCUUCAUAUCUUUAUGCCAAUUCGCCUUUCUCCUCUCGUUUGGAUUCCCGGGCAGAUAUGUCAGAUUCCAUCUCCCUCGCCAAAGACUAUUACACGGUUGCUAGGAAUCUGAUCCCUUCGGAAAAGGACCGAUACGAGCUAGGGCAUGUACAAGCGCUCCUUCUCCUGGCGUUGGUAAAUACCGGGCUCGAUGAUUGGACGGCUGCAUGGCUCUUAAGUGGCCAGGCAGUGCGAAUGGCCCUUGCAAUGGAGCUGGGCACGAAUUCUAACGCAGGCAGGUCCGAUGACUGGAGGCAAGGCAAAGCAGUGUUUCUGGGAUGCUUCGUAAUUGACUCACUGUUGUCAUUUCGGCUUGGUCACUGUCCCGCUUUAUCUGCGCAUGAUAUAGCAGCUACCGGGCUCCUGGAAGAGGAUGGACUUGAAGAAUGGAACUCAUGGGCUGAUGUUCUUCUGCCUGCUGGAGAUUCGCGCGGGCCAAACUUUCCGCGAAGGGGGCCGUUACGAGCACUCAGCUGUUUCAACCGCCUAGUUGAGCUGGCGACGGCGCUCAACAAAAUCGCGCGGAAUCUGUCCAUGGGGUACACAGCCAGUACGUUUGCUCAGCAAUUGGUGAUGGAUCUCAAACAGUGGGACGAUUUCCUUCCACUUGGAUGCCGAUUGAUUGGCCCUGAAAGUAUUUAUCCAGAGCGACAUUCGGCUUUAUUACCGCACCAGAGCUACCUCGGACUGCUUUAUGUGGCCACUCUCCUCUGGCUUUAUCUGCAUCUUGUCCCUGAUGAACAGAACAUUGACCGGUUACAGAGACCGGCUACUGAGGGAGCCCAACAACUCUUGUGUCGAGCAUCGCUCAUGCUUUCUUUGCAUGUGGAAAACUUCCCCAUGUGUAGACUACCUCCAAUACUUGAAUUUGGGUUACGUACCAUCCCUGAGCAAGCAUUGUCGCUGAGACAGUCCAUUGAUCCACCCAAUGCGUUUCCUUUCUCCCGAUGGGCGGAUGAUUUCCGGCAAAAGAUUAUAGCACUGGCGCCAACAUGGCCCGUCUAUGAUGGCUUGAUCGCUUCCAUGGAACAAUGGCAGGCAAAUGACGAUUGCACAAGGCCGUCCCAUGUGCUGUUUUCUAAGAAGCCUGGCUCUUCGAGGCCCACGGGCCAUGAGUUUCUGCCACCUUCAACCAACGCCCAUGGCAUGAGUCCGACCAAUGGAGAUGUCGAUGACCCCGAAGGAUCCCGCCAGGACGAAUACCGAUUUAUCCGCGGAAGCACCUUCAGGGCUCCUAGAGAAACGUCCGUUCCGCAGUGGGUCUGA
Molecule: messenger RNA, 2028 nt
Organism: Penicillium chermesinum
Lineage: Eukaryota; Fungi; Ascomycota; Eurotiomycetes; Eurotiales; Aspergillaceae
Product: putative C6 transcription factor
Exons: 4
Coding region: 1-2028 (675 amino acids)
Biological process (GO): DNA-templated transcription; positive regulation of transcription by RNA polymerase II
Molecular function (GO): DNA-binding transcription factor activity, RNA polymerase II-specific; zinc ion binding; DNA binding
Source: RefSeq, a predicted model, not a curated record